Molecule: messenger RNA, 2040 nt
Organism: Colletotrichum gloeosporioides
Lineage: Eukaryota; Fungi; Ascomycota; Sordariomycetes; Glomerellales; Glomerellaceae
Product: Copper amine oxidase 1
Exons: 2
Coding region: 1-2040 (679 amino acids)
Biological process (GO): amine metabolic process
Molecular function (GO): copper ion binding; quinone binding; primary methylamine oxidase activity
Source: RefSeq, a predicted model, not a curated record
AUGGCUCCUCCGCACCCUCUCGACCCGCUCUCCGCCGCGGAGAUCGAGAAGGCCAUCGCCGCCGUCACCGCGGCGCAUGGCGAGGUCUUCUUCAACGUCGUCUCCCUCCACGAGCCCCGCAAGGCCGAGAUGACCGCCUUCCUCGCCGCGCCCGGCACGGCCCCGCGCCCAGCCCGCAUCGCAGACGUUGUCGUGAUCGCAAAGGGCGGCAAGGUCUACGACGGCCUCGUCGACAUCGCCUCGGGCGCAAUCACAAAGUGGGAGCUCAUGGAGGGCGUCCAACCAAUCAUCACAAUGGAAGAGCUCCAGAUCGUCGAACACAUCUGCCGCACCGACGAGCGCGUCAUCGAGCAGUGCGUCCUCUCCGGCGUCCCCCGCCACGAGAUGCACAAGGUCUACUGCGACCCCUGGACCAUCGGCUACGACGAGCGCCACGGCAACACCGUCCGCCUCCAGCAGGCCCUCAUGUACUACCGCCCCGACCCGGACACCUGCCAGUACCAGUACCCCCUCGACUUCUGCCCCAUCUACGACGCCGACAAGCAGGCCAUCGUCGCCAUCGACGUCCCCAACGUCCGCCGGCCCCUCAGCAAGGCCGCCCCCAUCGACUACACCCCCGCCGCCGUCCAGAAGCAGGGCGGCUACCGCACCGACCUUAAGCCCAUCAACAUCACCCAGCCGCAGGGCGUCUCCUUCACCAUGGCCGGCCGCGAGAUAUCCUGGCAGAACUGGAACUUCCACAUCGGCUUCAACUACCGCGAGGGCAUCGUCCUCAGCAACAUCACCUACAACGACAAGGGCACCGUCCGCCCCAUCUUCUACCGCCUCUCCCUCGCCGAGAUGGUCGUCCCCUACGGCAACCCGGAGCACCCCCACCAGCGCAAGCACGCCUUCGACCUCGGCGAGUACGGCGCCGGCUACAUGACAAACUCCCUCGCCCUCGGCUGCGACUGCAAGGGCGCCAUCCACUACCUCGACGCCGAGUUCCCCACCCGCAACGGCGCCGUCCGCACCAUCAAGAACGCCAUCUGCAUCCACGAGGAGGACUCGGGCAUCCUCUUCAAGCACACCGACUUCCGCGACGACUCCGUCAUCGUCACCCGCGGCCGCAAGCUCAUCAUCCAGCAGAUCUUCACCGCCGCAAACUACGAGUACGCCGUCCAGUGGAUCUUCCACCAGGACGGCACCAUCCAGCCCGAGAUCAAGCUCACCGGCAUCCUCAACACGUACGCCAUGAACCCAGGUGAAGACACCAAGGGCUGGGGCACGCAGGUCUACCCCGGCGUCAACGCGCACAACCACCAGCACCUCUUCUGCCUGCGCAUCGACCCCAACGUCGACGGCCCGCGCAACACCGUCUUCAUGGUCGACGCCGUCCCCUCCGACGCGCCGGUCGGCUCCCCCGAGAACUUCUACGGCAACGCCUUCUCCGCGCGGCGCACCAAGCUCGCCACGACAGGCGAAUCCCUCACAGACUACAACGGCGCCACCUCGCGCACCUGGGAGAUCGCCAACACGGACAAACUCCACCCGUACUCCGGCAAGCCCGCCUCCUACAAGCUCGUCUCGCGCGAAGUGCCCGGGCUGCUGCCGAAAGAGGGCUCCCUGGUCUGGAAGCGCGCGGGCUUCGCGCGGCACGCGGUGAUGGUGACCAAGUACCGCGACGACGAGCUCUGGCCGGCAGGCCGCCACGUGCCGCAGACCUCGGGCGAGCCGUCGCGCGGCAUCCCGGAGUGGGUCGGCGACGGCAGCGAGAGCGUGGAGCAGGAGGACGUGGUGUUCUGGCACACCUUCGGCGUGACGCACAUCCCCGCGCCCGAGGACUUUCCCAUCAUGCCCGUCGAGCCAAUCACGCUGCUGCUGCGGCCGCGCAACUUCUUCGCGAAUAACCCCGUGAUGGACGUGCCGCCGAGUUAUUGCAGCACGCCGAGCCAGGUUGCGAAGGGACGGGAGGGGGUGGUGGAUGCGACGGACCAGGUGAGCAAGCUUGCGUUUGAGGGGGAGGCGGGGUCGUGUUGUGCUGGGAAGAGCAAGUUGUGA